Messenger RNA from Rosa chinensis, 2128 nucleotides. RefSeq lists its product as uncharacterized. The record is from RefSeq and is a predicted model, not a curated record. Bases 314 to 1939 code for a protein of 541 amino acids. Gene Ontology annotation, molecular function: cysteine-type peptidase activity. Gene Ontology annotation, biological process: proteolysis. NCBI's taxonomy places the organism in Eukaryota, Viridiplantae, Streptophyta, Magnoliopsida, Rosales, Rosaceae. The transcript has 10 exons.
CUCGAAGGUGGUUUUGAGUUGCAGCCGACUUCUGUUCUCUGAAAUCUGAGUGGCAGUAAGGCGGACAAAAAAAUCGAUUUGAAGACGAUAUUGAGUGGCAACCUUUAUUUGAAUCGUCGGCACCAUUGAUCGAUUAUAGCUGGUUCAUUCUGGUUCCUGCAGCCCAAGUUCAAUUCUGUUUGUAAUUAGAAUUUGAAUUGUAUCCACGAGAGCCUUGCGAAGGUGAUUAAGCGAGUGGAUUUGGUCGCCAAUUCAUCGGAGCAGCUUGAGGUGUUUAGAGGAACUGAUUUACAGACAUUUGGGCAGUUUGCCGAUGGGGUGGAGCAAGGGUUUUAUGGACAAUGAUGGCAACUGUAAGAAGAGAAGCAAAUUCACACAAAGCCCGAAUAGAUCAACUAAUCUGACAGAACGGUAUUAUACCAAUAAAGUAGAGACUGCUAAAUGGGUUGAUGGUAGGAUCGGAUUGCACUGUACACUGAUUGAAGGUAUUUCGCUGGUGAAGUCUGAAGUAGCUUGUGUGAAAUAUGAUAUUAGGAAGCUUUGUUCAAUUUUGCGGUGUUUGGAGCCCAACAUGGAGACUAUGAGAAAGAAAAUCUGCGAAAUUGAACAGUCCUUAUCUGAUAUGAAGGUUGGUGCUAUGGAAUCUAUUGUUGCCGAUGUUAUUAAAGUUCUGAAGACAACAAGUUCGAACACUGUGCCUCAGGUAGGGGAAAAGGUACUAGAAUCCAAGGAGGACAUAGAUGGCCAUAAUUCGUGGACAGACAUCACUAAGGAGAAAGAACCGAGAAAGUUAUGUCCAUGCACCCCAAUAGCUACUGAUGGCCUUCUGCAGAUGAAAAUUUCUGACAAAGCUCCACACGAGAAGGUUGAUCAUAUGGCAGAUGAGAAGGUGACAGAAUUGGCCGACAAUAAAACUUUGAUGGGGUUCAACGACUCGAAGGUUAAAAACAAAAACGACAGAUUUCCGUCAAUGAGAAAUCUUUCAAAGAAGGACUCAAAGAUAUUGAAAUUCCUAUUUGACAAGGGAGACAACGGAGUAGAUGAUCCCAGGGAAGAAGUAGCCCGAUAUGGAGAUAUUGGUGUGUCUUAUGGUGAAUUGCAAUGUCUUAGACCAACAUUUCCACUUUUGCGCAAGGUCAUAGACAUAUCGGCUGCGUACCUGUAUGAGGAGGACUCAAAGUCAUGGUUCUUCCCCACCUGUUUUGGGGAACAAGCCUACUCAAAUCAUGUUUCAUCGAAUUCACAUGCAUUGGUGGCGUCAACCAUACACCUUUGUGGGCUACAGAGGUUUCAUCGCUGCUUGAAGCGGUGCUCUAAGAUAUUCAUUCCCCUUCACGAUGAAAUCGAGGAUCACUGGUUUAUGUUGGUUAUGAAACUCGAUAGAAAAUCUGCCGAGAUGUGGGACAGCCUACCAGAUAUUGUAUCAUCAGCUCGAAGAUUUGAGAAGGCAAGAGUUGCGAUGUUGCUACUGCAGACAAUUUUUGAAAAUGAAAUGACAAAGUCCGAUGAUGUUUGCAUGCAGAUGAACAUGUUGGACCGUGUAUUUGUGAGAGACAUAGCGGAGGAUUUAAAUCCACAUGUAUCAUUAGGUACUCUCCCUUUUGAUAUGUCUUCAUUUGGUCCAAUCCAACGAAAUACUACAGACUGCGGAGUGUUUGUGAUAAGAAAUAUGCAGCAUUAUGGUACUGAUUGGGCUGCCAAGUAUGAUUCUGAUGGUGAGCGUGCAAGUUUGGUGUUGGAGUGUCUUCUUCAUCAAAGAAAUGAUGUACCUGAUUUGCAUGUAAAGGUGGACCAUGCAUUGGCUCUUUGGAGGGGAACUGUGCAAGGAAAGCCAGGGCAUAUAGGAUCUGCAGUCAUAGAUGUCUCUGAGGAUUCCAACCCCAGUGGUACCAAGCCUAAUCAAGAGAAAAUGGUCACUCCGACAGUCCGAAUGAAAUGAUCAGUUAGUGUUGCCCACUGCCGACAUGUAUUUUGUGAAUUCACGGAAUUAUAUUUUUGUCAAGACACCAAUCUAACACGGAGAUGUUAGUGCCUAAAACUAGUCAUAUCGUCGGUCAAAUUUGGCCUAGUCUAUGUAAGGGGGCUGAUUAUAUGUGAAAUGUGGAUUAUCAAACUGUCUUAUAUUCAA